Molecule: messenger RNA, 1130 nt
Organism: Oldenlandia corymbosa var. corymbosa
Lineage: Eukaryota; Viridiplantae; Streptophyta; Magnoliopsida; Gentianales; Rubiaceae
Source: the annotation of a GenBank genome assembly
CCUAAUCUCUCUUCUCUGCACUUUCUCCCCAGUCUGUCUAAGUAUUCUACACCUCCAUAAAAGCUUUUUGGUCGGCCAUUCUACCGUGGUAUCGUAAAGCAGAAAACCUAAAAGGCGGUUAUCCAAAAGAUGAAGAUGAGGAUGAAGACGAAUUCGCCGGUUUGGGUCCAAACCGCCGACGACUCAAUCCAUCAAGUGGAGGAAGAAUUCGCCAUGAUUUGUCCGAUACUGAGCCCACAAGUUGUUCGAGGAAAAGGCUCAACCAAAAAUGAUGCCAUAUCACUUCCCCAUCAAGUCACCGCCGCUUCCUUAGAGUUGAUACUGGAUUACUGCCGGUUCCAUCAAGUUCCCGGCCGGUGUAACAAGGACCGGAGAGCCUACGACAAGAAGCUCGCCAAUUCGUCAUGCCCGGCGACGCUGUGCGAAUUGGCCUGCGCCGCCGAUAGUCUCCAACUGAAGCCCCUGGUGGACCUUACGACGACGGCUAUAGCGAGAAAUAUUGAAGGGAAAAGUGCGGAAGAGAUGCGGGAGGCCUUGAAUUUGCCCGAUAAACUAAUCACGGUGGAGGAGAAGCUGGAACCGAUACCAAACCGGACUAAUUGCCCUCAUAUUAGGCUUCUGAAUCGGUUGUUUGCUAGAAAGAGGAAAGUGUUAGAGGAGAGGAAAAAACAGAAAAAUGUGAAUGAAGAGGUUGAAGGUGAAUUAGGGCAGCCUCCGCGGCCGACCGAUGAACGCUCGGUUGAUGAACUGUUGUCCUUUAUAAAUGGUGGAGGAGAUGGUGAUUCUAAUAAUAAUAAGGGUGAUAAGAAGAUGUCAAAGAAGAAGAAGAAAAACCGGAAGAGACCCAAAGAUAGGAUGAAAAAUGUGAAUGACAACAGCAAAGAUCCAGUGUGUGAAGAUUCUAAAUCUGUUAUGCAUUUUCCUGAGUUUGAAUUUGAUGAUGAUUAUACGGACGACGAAUUAGAUCCUGCUCAGAAGGAAGAACUGGACAGGGAGGUUGAGGACUUUGCUCGCAGAUUGAAUUCUGUCUGGGAUAGAAAGGAUGUUAGAGUUUUUGUGCCGUCCUUUGUGUCGAGAAAGGAUACAUUUACCAGUAUCACUUGAAAAGGUGGAUUUUCAUUCACUUUUUU